This is a messenger RNA of Dujonia railenensis, 786 nucleotides long. NCBI's taxonomy places the organism in Eukaryota, Fungi, Ascomycota, Pichiomycetes, Serinales, Debaryomycetaceae. The record is from the annotation of a GenBank genome assembly.
AUGUCUUUACCUGCUUCAUUCGAUUUAACUCCAGAAGACGCCAAGUUGUUAUUGGCUGCCAACGUCCACUUGGGUUCCAAGAACGUUCAAGUCCACAACGAACCAUACGUUUACAAGACCAGACCAGAUGGUGUUAACGUCAUCAACAUCGGUAAGACUUGGGAAAAGAUUGUCUUAGCUGCUAGAAUCAUCGCUGCUAUCCCAAAUGCUGCUGAUGUCGCUGUCUGUUCUUCCAGAACUUUCGGUCAAAGAGCUGUCUUAAAGUUCGCUGCCCACACUGGUGCUACCCCAAUUGCCGGUAGAUUCACCCCAGGUAACUUCACUAACUAUAUCACCCGUUCUUUCAAGGAACCAAGAUUAGUUGUUGUCACUGACCCAAGAACUGAUGCUCAAGCUAUCAAGGAAUCUUCUUACGUUAACAUUCCAGUUAUUGCUUUAACUGACAUGGAUUCCCCAUCUGAAUACGUUGAUGUUGCUAUCCCAUGUAACAACAAGGGUAAGCACUCUAUCGGUCUUAUCUGGUGGUUAAUUGCUAGAGAAGUCUUAAGAUUAAGAGGUGUUAUCCCAGACAGAACCACCGAAUGGUCUGUCAUGCCAGAUUUAUACUUCUACAGAGACCCAGAAGAAAUUGAACAAAACGCUGCUGAAGAAUCCAAGGAUGUUGAAGGUACCUCUGAAGCUCCAGUUGCUGAAGCUGAAGCUGAAUGGACCGGUGAAACUGAAGAAGUUGACUGGGCUGAAUCUGCUGCUCCUGCUGCUGAAGAAGCUGCUGCUUCUAACUGGUAA